ACUUCCCCACAUUUCCUCCUCCCACUCAUAAAACACAAGAAAGUCCCAAACACCACCACUCUGAAACGACAUCCCUUUCUCCACAAAACGACAACCACCAUUUUCCACCAAAGAAAGUCUCAUGCUUUUCUUUCACUCCCUCUCUUCUCCUUCUCCUUCUCCUUCUCCUCCUUUCUUCAAGUUUCAGUCUUUCAAUUAUUUUCCAUAGCCGUUGACUUCAACCGUUUGACUAAUGGACCAAUCGGUUCUUGAUGACAUCAUCAGCCGUCUUCUUGAAGUCCGAGGCCGACCCGGAAAGCAGGUGCAGCUAUCCGAGUCCGAGAUCCGACAACUCUGCUCUGCCUCUAAAGAUAUCUUCUUGCAACAGCCCAAUUUGUUAGAGCUUGAAGCACCCAUCAAGAUUUGUGGUGACAUACAUGGUCAAUACUCGGAUCUCUUAAGGCUUUUUGAGUAUGGCGGAUUACCUCCUAAUUCCAAUUACUUGUUCUUGGGAGAUUAUGUGGAUCGAGGCAAGCAAAGUUUAGAAACAAUAUGUCUUCUCCUUGCAUACAAAAUAAAGUACCCUGAGAAUUUUUUCCUCUUGAGAGGAAACCAUGAAUGUGCUUCUAUAAACCGUAUAUAUGGAUUUUAUGAUGAGUGUAAGAGAAGAUUCAAUGUGAGGCUAUGGAAGACAUUUACGGAUUGUUUCAACUGCCUACCAGUUGCAGCCCUGAUUGAUGAAAAGAUUCUCUGCAUGCAUGGGGGUCUUUCUCCUGAGCUGAAUAAUUUAGAUCAAAUUAGAUCUUUACUCCGGCCAACUGAUGUACCAGAUACAGGUUUACUCUGUGAUCUUCUCUGGUCUGAUCCCAGUAAAGAUGUUCAAGGUUGGGGAGGGAACGACCGGGGAGUGUCCUACACAUUUGGUCCUGAUACAGUGACGGAGUUUCUUGAGAAGCAUGAUUUGGAUCUCGUUUGUCGUGCUCACCAGGUUGUGGAGGAUGGGUACGAGUUAUUUGCCAACCGCCAACUUGUGACAAUAUUUUCAGCACCUAAUUAUUGUGGGGAAUUCGAUAAUGCUGGUGCCAUGAUGAGUGUGGAUGACACAUUAAUGUGCUCUUUCCAAAUAUUAAAACCUGCAGACAAGAAAGCGAAGUUUAACUUGGGUAGCCUAACUACAGCUAAGCCUGGAAAUUCUUCUACUGGUGUUUUUGGGAGCACAACUACAGCUAAGCCUAGCAAUACUCCAGCAGGAGUCAAGUCCUUGAUGCAGAGGUGAGGUGUCUGAUUUGGCGGCUAAGGAAGGUGCUGUACUGCAGUUUGUCAUGAGCACAUCAAGGUAUCCAUUGAGGAAGAGGAGGUCUAAUUCAAUUGCACUGUAAUCUGUUUAAAUUGUAUAAUUGGGGAGGAAAAAUCAUUAGAAACUAAUGGAAAAGAUUGUUCUUGAUAUAAAGUGGGUGUGAAGGUAGAAGCCUCCUCUUCCCCUUGUACUAUAGUAGCUGCUUGAUUGCUGCGAUAAAUUAUUAGUCAGUCUACGACCAAGAAAAAUGUCAAAACAGUCGAUGGAGUUGGAAUGAAACUUCCAAGUCUUUUUGUUAACAAAAGCAAUUCUCUUACCGUGUUAA
Rosa rugosa (rugosa rose) is the source of this 1601-nucleotide messenger RNA. RefSeq names its product serine/threonine-protein phosphatase PP1-like. Bases 233 to 1255 code for a protein of 340 amino acids. Lineage: Eukaryota; Viridiplantae; Streptophyta; Magnoliopsida; Rosales; Rosaceae. Gene Ontology annotation, molecular function: protein serine/threonine phosphatase activity. Gene Ontology annotation, cellular component: cytoplasm; nucleus. The record is from RefSeq and is a predicted model, not a curated record. The transcript has 4 exons.